Messenger RNA from Loa loa (African eye worm), 2299 nucleotides. RefSeq lists its product as hypothetical. The record is from RefSeq and is a predicted model, not a curated record. The transcript has 2 exons. NCBI's taxonomy places the organism in Eukaryota, Metazoa, Nematoda, Chromadorea, Rhabditida, Onchocercidae. Bases 681 to 1355 code for a protein of 224 amino acids.
CUUGGUAAGCAAAUACACUAAAUUAGGAUUAUCAGGACGAAUUUUAUACACUUAUUGGCGGAAACAUCCAAACAGCUAGAAAUAUUGAAUUGAAAUUGUUGUCGUAAAAACCGAAAUAAUUGUGUCAUGAAAUUAUUCAUUCAAAUAGUUUCCAUUUACAUCUGUUUUUUCUCUCUCAUGCCUAAGGUCAUGAGUCAACUAUCUAAUCUUCAAAUCGUCUAAAGAAGCUUUAUCUGAUGUUGAGAUUUGCGCACAUCUGGAUGACAACGAAUCUUAUAAACAUGGAUGGGCAUAGUGUAGAAAUAUCUAAUCUUAUAAACAUGUUUAUAUCCAACAUGUUUAUUUCUAAAUAUCUGUUAAACAUCGUAUUUCUUUCCUUUCUCCUUACGCACUCCUUAUAUAAACAUAAGAAAACCUAAGAAUUAUUCAUUGUUGCAAAAAUCCCAUCUGUCGAUACUCAGGUUCACACAAACGCUCUUUAUUUUUCUCUCCCAAUCUAUUAAUCCUUACAAAAUCUCAUUAUUCUACUGGCUUUACCCUGGAAGUCAUUCUAUUGUAAUUGGAAUUAUUUGAACCUAUCUUUACUGUAUUUGGUAUCCAGACGAUAAUAAAGGAUAAUCUGUUGUACGUUUCGAACACAAAACGAACCGAUACACUGCGAUUCCCCGUGGCAUCCUGCAAUGACUUACGCUGAGAUGGCAGAUGACGUGCGAAACUUUAUCGACGAAGUAUUGCCUCAACAGAUAGGAGGAUUUUCAAAAGUUCAUCUUCUUGGUCAUUCAAUGGGUGGCAAAACAGCUAUGCGUGUUGCCUUGAUGGACGAUAGCGACGUACGGCUGAAAUCGCUGAUUGUAGAAGACAUAGCUCCAAAGGCAUACAAUUUUUCUGAAUCUUUUUCAAGAAUCAUCGAAGCUAUGAAAUCUACCGACUUGACUUGUGAUCGUGUUAAAAUUGAACAACAACUGGCGACAACAAUUACCGAUAGAAUGACACGGCUAUUUUUGUUGACAAAUUUGGUAUCUACAGAUCAACGCACGUAUAGUUGGCGGUUAAAUUUGGACUCCAUUGAAUGUCAUAUUCGAGAAAUUAGUGAUAGCUCUGGUAUAGAGAAUAAGGGUAUGUAUAAUGGAAGAUGCUUGUUUGUUUCGGGCGGUAUUUCAAAAUAUGUUACGCCUAAUGAUCAUUCUCUAAUUUUGAAGCAUUUUCCAAAUACACAAUUUUCCGUAAUUCCUAAUGCAGCACAUUGGGUUCAUGCCGAAAAACCCUAUGAAUUUACGGAUGUUAUUACUAAAUUUGUUCUUUCUGUUGAAGAACCUGAAGCAGGAGAAAGGAAUGAGAAGUGCGAAGAUAAAUAAGCAAGUGCAAUUUGUUGUUUAUAUGCUUGUUGCAAAUUCGAAUAUGUGGUCGAAUUUUUGCUCUUUUAUGCUCUUUUAUACUCUAGUGAAUGUAUCUUUAUAUCUCAGUUAUUUUUUUUUUUGAAAAUUAAACAGCAUGAUAAAAGUUUGCAGAGAAGGAAAGCGAAAAUGUGAGGCUAUCAGAUUCCAUAACAGAAAAGGCCUCCUUAAAUUUCUGUCAGUUUUGAGUUCAGUUGUCAUUUAAAUAAAAUAGGCUACAAACAGAUUAUUUGCUUCGCUUAUCCUAUUUUUUCAGCAGUCGGUUUUAUGAUUUGCCUUGUGUUAUACCUUAUAUGUGAUUUGGAGCAUUUUCAUUACUAGGACUAUCACUGCGUUCACUAUCAUUCGUAUCGUCUUGCCGCUGAAUUUUAUUGAUUUUGAAUCUUCCAUUAAUCAUUGUUGUAAAUCCAUGAAAAACAGAUAAAACAUAUGUAGACUUGUUACGAUAACCAUGUAAUAUGUAAAUGAUGUUGAAAGAUGAACUGGUUGUUGACUUAAAGGUCUCCUCAAUGCUUUUUUCUGAAAAUUUAUAUCAGUUUUCCGCUUUAUACCAGUCCUUUAUAUUGUGAGCUUUGACAUAUAAUAUAUAACGAUCUUUUAAUAAUAAGUACAGUAUAAGGUCUGACCUUCUAUUAACUCCAUUCUUUUGCCACAACUGCAUCUUGCCUUUUCGAUGCAUAAAUUUAGAUUUUAAUUUCGUUUACUCCCUCUUUUCACUGUCAAAAAUAGAAAAUAUCAGAAAUGUUGCAGUUGUUGUGUUAUCUCUGUAAUGAUUAGUCCAUACCUAGUCUGCUUACUAAUUGUGGUGUACAGUUUUAAUUGGAAAACUUUAAGCAAAUGAAUUUUUCUAAAUUUUCUUGCCACUUUGAAGGGUGCGAAUUGAAAGUUGUUGGAGGAAAUAACGC